GUGGGGCCCACCUUCCGGCUCCUCUUUUCUUCUUCCUCUAUACCACCUCUUGACGGUCGAGCACCUCGUCAGGACGCAACGAGACGGCUUUGGCGCCGGCGCGGUGGAUGGCGGCAAGGUGGCUGGACGAGGGUGCGGCACGAUCCCGGUGACCGGCGGCAGUGGCACGAGUCGAGCCGACGGCGGAAGAUCGAAGCUCGUCGGUCGUGACGGACCGGCGGUGACGUGAAUCGAUCAGCCGACGACACGGGGACGAUGUCUGUCCAGGAGGACGAUGACGCGGCCGGGCCGGAGGUGGACAGGCUCCGGCGCCACGACUCGUUCUACGGCGACGCAGAGAAGGUCUCCAACGACAAGAGCCAUGGCACCGGGGAGAACUGGGCGCGGACGCUGCAGCUGGCGUUCCAGAGCAUCGGCGUGGUGUACGGUGACGUCGGGACGUCGCCGCUGUACGUCUACUCCAGCACGUUCCCGGACGGCGUCAAGCACCCGGACGACCUCGUCGGCGUCCUCUCCCUCAUGCUCUACACCCUCAUCCUCAUCCCCAUGGUCAAGUACGUCUUCAUCGUCCUCUACGCCAACGACAACGGCGACGGUGGAACAUUUGCGCUCUACUCGCUGAUAUCGCGGCACGCGAAGAUCAGGAUGAUCCCGAACGAUCAGACGGAGGACGCCAACGUGUCGAAUUACAGCAUCGAGGCGCCGAGCUCGCAGCUGAGGAGGGCAGAGUGGGUGAAGCAGAAGCUGGAGUCCAGCAACGCAGCCAAGAUCGCACUGUUCACAAUCACGAUCCUUGGCACCUCCAUGGUCAUGGGUGAUGGGACACUGACGCCAGCGAUUUCUGUGCUGUCUGCAGUGAGUGGGAUCAGGGAGAAAGCCCCAAGCCUGACACAAUUGCAAGUGGUGUGGAUCUCGGUACCCAUCCUGAUCGUGCUGUUCUCGGUGCAGCGGUUCGGGACCGACAAGGUGGGCUACUCCUUCGCGCCGGUCAUCUCGGUGUGGUUCGUCCUCAUCGCCGGCAUCGGGGCGUACAACCUCGCGGUGCACGAGAUCACCAUCCUCCGGGCCUUCAACCCCAUGUACAUCAUCGAUUACUUCAGGAGGAACGGCAAGGAGGCCUGGGUCUCCCUUGGGGGCGCUGUCCUCUGCAUCACAGGCACGGAGGCCAUGUUUGCUGACCUUGGCCAUUUCAACAUCAGGGCAAUCCAGCUGAGCUUCACCUGCGUCCUCUUCCCCUCGGUCGCGCUAUGCUACAUGGGUCAAGCUGCCUACCUGCGCAAAUUUCCGGAAGAUGUUGGCGACACCUUCUACAAAUCCCUCCCAGCGCCGCUGUUCUGGCCGGUGUUCGUGGUGGCGAUCAUGGCGGCGAUCAUCGCGAGCCAGGCGAUGCUGUCGGGGGCGUUCGCCAUCCUGUCCAAGGCGCUGCCGCUGGGUUGCUUCCCGCGGGUUGAGGUGGUGCACACGUCGAACAAGUACGAGGGGCAGGUGUACAUCCCGGAGGUGAACUUCCUCAUCGGCGUCGCCAGCGUCGCCAUCACGGUGGCGUUCCAGACCACGGCGAACAUCGGCAACGCCUACGGCAUCUGCGUCGUCAUGGUGUUCUCCAUCACCACCCACCUCAUGACGGUGGUGAUGCUGCUCAUCUGGAAGGUGCGGCUGCCGUUCAUCGCCGCGUUCUACGUCGUGUUCACCUUCACUGAGUUCCUCUACCUCUCGUCGAUCCUCUCCAAGUUUGCCGAGGGCGGGUACCUCCCCUUCUGCUUCUCGCUGGUGCUCAUGGCGCUCAUGGCGACGUGGCACUACGUCCACGUGAAGCGGUACUGGUACGAGCUGGACCACAUCGUGCCGCCCGACGAGAUGGCGGCGCUGCUGGCGCGGCGCGACGUGCGGCGCGUCCCCGGCGUCGGCCUGCUCUACACGGAGCUCGUCCAGGGGAUCCCGCCGGUGUUCCCGCGGCUCGUGGACAAGAUCCCCUCCGUGCACGCCGUCUUCGUGUUCAUGUCCAUCAAGCACCUCCCCAUCCCGCGGGUGGCUCCCGCGGAGCGCUUCAUCUUCCAGCGGGUCGGCCCCGACGCCGGCCACCGCAUCUUCCGCUGCGUGGCGCGCUACGGCUACACCGACCCGCUCGAGGGCGCCAAGGAGUUCGCCGCCUUCCUCCUCGACCGCCUCAAGGUGUUCGUCUACGAGGAGGCCGUCUUCGCCUGCCAAUGCGCGGAGGACGGCGGCGGCGGCGGCGGUGGCGAUGACGACGGCGUGCUGAGGAGGGCGGAGGAGAUGGCGGCGGAGGAGAAGCGGUUGAUCGACGCGGAGGCGGAGCGAGGGUUGGUGUACCUGAUGGGGGAGGCGAACGUGGAGGCGGCGCCGGGGUCGUCGUUGAUGAAGCAGAUCGUCGUCAACUACGUCUACACUCGCUUGAGGAAAAACCUUAGGGAGGAACACAAGGCGCUGUCCAUUCCUAAGGACCAGCUGCUCAAGGUUGGGAUCACUUAUGAGAUUUAGGGCCUGUUUGGUAUAGCUCUUACUCCGAGAUUCUUAUCACAUAGAGCUAGACAUGUACCGAACACUCGUAAUAUCCUGGAUAAUACAUAGAGUAGAGCUGUCGGUCCGCUAUAUACUAAAAAUUACACUAUAAAGGAUGUAGCAUCAAUUCUACUUCUACUCAGUAGUCAGUUCUGCUCCAUUCUUGGAGUAGGAGUUGUACCAAAUAUCCCUUUAGUCACUUUUUUUUCUCUCUUAUUUUUUUGCAUUUGUUUUCUGGUCUACCUUGGUGAUAUAUAAUGGUGUAUGUUCUAGAGUCAUUUUAGCAAACGAAGCACUACUAGUUGUUAAUUUGAGUACUAGAUCACGUACGGAUUGCGCAAAAUGGUCUCUUUGUGGAUAAAACGAUGAAACUCAAAAGAGCAACAGAUCUGUCACAAUUCAUACAAACAAGUUCAUUCCAAAAGACUGUAAUCACCUCACAGAGGCAAGCAAACCGUAUUCCAAGAGGUUGAUAGUUGUCAUGAAUACUUCUUUUUAAGAUAAUUAAUGGAAUGA
This is a messenger RNA of Oryza sativa Japonica Group (Japanese rice), 3036 nucleotides long. Lineage: Eukaryota; Viridiplantae; Streptophyta; Magnoliopsida; Poales; Poaceae. The record is from RefSeq and is a predicted model, not a curated record.